CUUCACAGGGAGAAGCGUAUCGCUGAGCAACGCAGGGAGAUAAGGCCGACGCACAGAGCCAGACGAGCUGCAGCAGCAGGGCUGGGCUCCUCUCACACACACGCGCGCACACACACACACACCUUCAACUGAAACACACAGCAGAAAGGAAAAGGGAUGGCCUAUAGGCGUGUUGUGUUGUCAGCAGUCGAUCGGCAGUGAGCUACCUGGACCAGAGGUGUGUACCAGCGGCAGCAGCAGGUUGCAGAUAUGAGUGUGACCUCGUGGUUCCUGGUGAGCAGCGGGGGGACUCGGCACCGUCUCCCCCGGGAAAUGAUCUUUGUCGGCCGGGAUGACUGCGAGCUCAUGCUACAGUCCCGCAGCGUGGAUAAGCAGCAUGCGGUCGUCAACUAUGAGGCUGGGACAGACGAACACAAGGUCAAGGACCUGGGCAGCCUGAAUGGGACCUUUGUUAAUGAUGUCCGCAUCCAGGAGCAGAUGUACAUCACUCUGAAGUUGGAGGACAAGCUGCGGUUUGGAUAUGAUACCAAUCUGUUCACGGUGGUGAGAGGAGAGCUCACUGUGCCUGAGGAGGCUCUAAAGCAUGAAAAAUUCACCAGCAGCCUCCAGCUCAGCAAGAAGCCGCCCAGCGUUGAAACCACUUCCACCACAACCACAAGCAAGUCCCCCAUUAAGACCCCAACAAAGACACCAAAGUCUCCCAGCAGCACCAGCACCCCGAAGCCAGCGGAGAGGAGUCCCACAGACGGGGUGACUUCCUCCAAAGAGCCAGCAGCUAAACCUGUGGACUCACACAAAGCAGAGGAGAGGUUAGCAGGGGAUGCUGCAGCGCUGCCUCGUGGGACCCCACUCUACGGACAGCCGUCUUGGUGGGGGGAUGGGGAUGCAGAUGAUGAGAACUCCUUCAAACAGGAAAUCAAGUCAUCCAGCAAAAAACAUGACAGCUCCAUGUCAGACAGCAAAGAGGCUCGUCGAGGGGAUAAAUCUAAACAGGACAGCCUAAAUGCGUCGUCCGCCAACGAUUCCAGUUACUUUGAGAUGCCUACCAAGGAGGGUCACAUCGCCAAUAACGGCAUCCAUGAGGUUCCCACCAAGGACACAGAGGGCACUGCAGCUCAAGGUCACGCCUCCUUCACCAUAGAGUUUGACAGCACUUCUCCAGGGAAAGUCACCAUUAAAGACCACGUGUCAAAGUUCACACCCGACCACCACAGGUCUCGCUCCAAGAAGAGUGGAGCAGGAAGUGGGGGAGCUUCAGGGAGGGACUUAAGCACGCUGCAAGCCGCCAUGAUGGCCUCAGAGAGCAAGGUGGCUGAUUGGCUGGCCCAGAACGACCCGACUCUGGUGCGCAGCGAGUCCACGGAGGACGACAGCAAGAGCAUCAAGAGCAUCAAGAGCGAUGUGCCGGUCUAUCUCAAGAGGCUCAAAGACAGCAAGCAUGAUGAUGGGACCCAGAGUGACUCAGAGAAUGGACUGGGUCUACGUUUUGCAAACCGCCGCUCCGCCCUGGAGGAACGCCUAAAAGCAGUGCACGGCCUCGCGGGAACCGGAGGUGGAAACAUCACAACGAGCGUAGCCAGAACAGGUGGCAGCCGCACUUCCUUCAUGAUCGAGUUAUACGACGAGGAAAACCCUCGCAAGCGCCGUUCGUAUUCAUUUUCCCAGACUGCACCUCUGCAGGGGAUAGGAGCUGGCGGGGAGGCCCUGUUUCCCCAGCCUCCCUCUCACCCCAAGGUGUUCAGCAUUUCUACUUCUGCCUCCACAACCUCUGACUCAGGUAAGGUCCCCGCUCCGCUGUCAGCCACAGUGACUGCUGGCGCCCCUACGGCUGCCCGCGUCCUUCUCAAGCAGAGGUCAGAGGACCUGAGUAUCGGGCGCUGCUCGGUCAGUACCGGGCUGGCAACAGGAAGCCCCACGAGCCCCAGUGAGGACGCUUCGGUGGUGGGGAGGGGGGGGGGCAGCGCUGAAGGGGAGGCAGAGGACGACCACAGCGAUAAGGGGACCUACACUAUAGAACUGGAGAACAGGAACGCAGAAGAAGAGGAGGCCAGGCGCAUGAUAGACAAGGUGUUUGGUGUGCAGCAGAACCAGGACUCCUCUCUUCUGUCAGACCUGAAGGGAGAAGAUAAAGGAAAGGAGACAGGAGAGACGGGGAAAGAGGCUCUCACUGGCGACUCGAGCUGGGUCUCUGAGUGGGCCAGUCUAGCUGCCAAUCACACCAGGACAGACCCGGAGGGCUCAGGAGCAGAAACAGCCGCCUUCCUCCACAAAGAGAGAGUCACUGAUGCCUUUGGGUCCGGUGCAUCCCUCAGCCGAGGUGAAUCCUCCUCCAGUCUGACCGACCGUAAGCGCAGGACCCUCCCCCAGCUCCCCGUGGAUGACCCCCGGGCUAAAUCCAGCGCCAAAGCUCUUGGUCUAAGGUCCGAGAUUGGGGAGAAACAAGACACUGAACCCCAGGAAAAAGAAAACAAGGGAGACGGGGAGUCCCCGAGCCCCAUGAGGGACGCUGAGAUGACCGGUAAACGUAAACAGAGCUCCACGUCCUCGCCAUCCAAGGCUUCUCUCCGGUCCUCUGGCAGCACUGAGCGGAGGAAGAGGUCAGAGGAGAGGAAAGGAGGAGGAUCAGGGUCAGGAGAAGGAGGAGAGAAGUCUGGGAAACCUCUGGUGCGCCAAGGCAGCUUCACAAUUGAGAAACCCAGCGCUAAUGUCCCUACAGAGCUCAUCCCCCGCAUCAACAGAGGCGGCGGGCGCGAACGCAGCGACUCCGUGGGCAGCAUGGACACCGCCACGCUGCUGAAGGACACUGAAGCUGUCAUGGCGUUCCUGGAGGCCAAACUCAGGGAUGAAAAUAAAACAGACCACAAAAGUAGUAAAAGUUCUGCCCACAAUCGGACUGAAUCCAUCUCCCCUGAGUCAGAUGUUGACACGGCCAGCACAACUAGCCAUGUGGCCGGAGAGGCGGAGAGAAAAGGCGGUGGCGAUCACAAACGGCGCUCCUUCAGCAGCAUGCACCGGGAGAAGAGCACCAUUAGCACAGCGUCCAAGACCAGCACCACCACCGCGAGUGCCCGUGACCGCUUGGAGAGGAAGACUAAAACGAGAACUACAGAGUCGACCGGCCGGACUGAUGCACGGCGCUCCGUUCAGCCGUCCUCCAGAGCCCGGCAGCCUUCCGUGGAUCUCACUGAUGACGACCAGACGUCCUCCUUCCCCAUCUCUGACAUCCUCUCCUCAGACCAGGAGACGUACUCUGGACCUAUGGGGCGCUCAGCACACGGACGUGCCUCGGAUGAUGUUCUCAAUUCCAAAUUCAAUAAAACCUCCACCAGUGGAAUGUCCAAAACCAGGAGCUCUGUGCAGUCCGCCACCUCCUCCUCCAUGAGCAAGCAGGCCGCCCUGCCUCAGCCGCGGCCCACCAGAGCCUCCCUCCUGCGCCGCGCCCGGCUGGGGGACACCUCCGACACGGACCUGGCUGACGCAGACAGGGCGUCCGUAGCCUCUGAAGUGUCCACCACCAGCUCCACCUCUAAGCCUCCAUCUGGACGGAAAGGAUUGUCGCGAUUCGACAUGCUGGCUCAGCCCCGGCGGACCCGUCUGGGCUCCAUCUCGGCCCGCAGUGACUCAGAGUGUCUGGUGAGCCGGAGCUCCACCUCUUCACCCCGCCUGUCAGCAGAGACCGCUCUGCGUCUGGGGCUCCGCUCGUCAACACCAACUGAAAGCAGACUGACGCCCAGGAUGAGAGCCAAUAGCGUGUCCAAACUGAAUGAGACCAAGACCAAGACCAAUGCAGCAGGGUACUGCUCGCCCACAGAGAGCUCUCAGCCCGAUCCUGAGGGCGGUGAUGCAGAGGAGGAGCUGAUGGUGGCCAGCAGCAGCCGGUGGAAACGUCUGCCUCCGGAGUACGGCUCCACCUCAGAGGAAGAGUUUGGCUCCAACAGGAACUCCCCGAAGCACGGAGGACGCUCCCACAUGCGCCCUCACCACCUGACCCCCCACCGCAGCUCCAGACUCAGCACCAGCAGCCCCGGCUCCAGCGUGGUGACGGGGCCGGGCGGAGUAGUGAUGAAACACCGCAUGAGAGAGCAGGAGGAGUACAUCAAGGACUGGACCGCACACAGCGAGGAGAUCGCAAGGUUGUUCCCCUGUGUGCGUAGGAUCAGCCAGGACCUGGCUAAGGACCUGGCCAUCUUAGCGCGUGAGAUCCACGACGUGGCGGGCGAGAUCGACUCCGUCAGCUCCUCCGGCGCUGCACCCAGCACCACGGUCACCACCGCCGCCACCACCCCGGGAUCAGCCAUCGACACUCGGGAAGAGGUAGGCCCUGCACGGCCCACGCAGCCGGACAUACAGGAGGGCAUGAGAAAGUUGGUGGAUCGGGUGUUUGAUGAGAGCCUGAACUUCAGGAAGAUCCCGCCUGUGAUUUCAACCAAUAAGGCUCCAGAGAUCAACGGUAAGCCAGUGGAGCUCCGCCCCCGGGCCCCUGACACUCUGGAGCCCCGAGCGCUGAGGAGACGCACCUGGAACCGAGAGGAGGCCGUGUUGGACAGCCUGCUGCUCAACUCAGUUUCCCAGCUGUCCACUAAGAUCAGGCACUCCAUCGACAAAACAGCAGGAAAAAUCAGGAUUUUGUUUAAAGAUAAGGACAGGAACUGGGACGAAAUUGAGAGUAAACUGCGGACAGAGAGUGAGAUACCAAUGCUGAAAACCACCAACAAGGAGUUCUCCUCAAUUCUGUUGGAAUUGAGGAGAGUUGAGAAGCAGCUUCAAGUGAUCAAUGUGAUGGUGGACCCUGAUGGGACCCUGGAUGCUCUGGCCAGCCUGGGCCUGACCAACCCCACGACUCCCACCAAGCCCCUAACGGCCAAAACAACUGCCACCAGCCCGGGGUCUGCUCCCCCAGCCAAAGAGUCCCUGCUGGAGACCCUCCCGGGGCCCGGAGCCUCUGCCAGGGUCCAGGUCUCCUCUGCCAUCACAGAGGAGACGGCUCGAGACCCCGGCCUGAGUCUCAGUCUGACGGCGGUCGGGGGGCGGCCCUUCAACCGCAUGAGGCCGAGCGGAGAGGAGGCCAUCGCACAGAAGUGAAGUUUCAAUGUCAUGUGAAUAAACUUUUGAUUUGGAGUGAAAGCGGCUAGUUAUCAGAACAACAAAGAAACAUUCAAACAGUUGCCAUUCAGCUGACUUAACCACUCCAGGAAUAUAACACAAACACAAUUUAGUUCAAGUUUCACCAGACCUGUCCGGAAAUGAAGUGCUUCAGCUGACUGUAACCCAAACCGAUGCAACAUGGAUACACCCUCAUAUGGAAAUUCACCCAUGAGUGAUUUGGAGGAUCCUUUCAGCUGUUAUUGCUCACAGGACAACCUCAAGCUACCUGGCUGCUCUCAGUGGACACAUCUCUGUUCAGUCUCUCUCCUCCUCUUGCCUUCUCCAUGUGUCUGGACCCCACCUACACUAAGGACAUGCCUUAAAACACUUCCUCUAUAGUAGCCGCCCCUCAACCUCAAAUAAUAUACAGAACAACUUUAUUACAGUACUUUCAGACAAACAGAAUGCAUUGUAACAUAACAUCUUAUGCAGAAUAAGUUUUAUUUACACUAUGCUGGAACACUGCAGUGAUUUUAUAAGCUCUUGUUCAAUACAAAGGAUAUGUCAGCAGCCUUAUAGCCGACCCCAACAUACAUGUUUUAUGCCUAAAAGAUAACCCUAACCGUCCAUUGAUGCGUCUCUGAAACUGACUGACUAAUAAGUAGUGCCUCCCAAUAUCUGUGCCCCCCUGUUUCUCCUUCUUUCAUUAUGUUUUACUCUUUCCCUCCCUUCCUUUUCCUCCCAAAUAGAACAAGAUUGUCCCUCCAGUAGCAUGUACAGGACCGAGCUGAGAGCUUUCCUCCUGCAAGUUGGUGUCUGUGUUGAUCUUACUAAUACUGAAUGGUAGUUUUACACAAGAGUAGUAACGGCCUUUGGGAAACCAAUGAUCAUUUUCAGGCUAAAUAAUCACUUACCAAAGUUAACACGUCGUGUUAUUUUCAAACAGUGGAGCCAUCUUGAAAUGUGUUGUGCAAAAACCUGAGAAUCUGAAUUUAAAAUAUGGCAAUUCAUCUCAUACGUCUCAUAUUCCUCUGCAGUUCAUCCCUUUCUCUGAAUGUCAAGAUCAUUUUCAUUCAAAAAGCAUAUUUAUUUUAAUGAAACACUAGUUUAAUCAUCGCUGCCAUCUUGUUUUUGGCCCAUGUGACAUUGCCUCUGAGAAUCUGUGCCCUUUCCACUCAAGUGCCCUAUGAUUUCCAAUUGGCUUUUUUCUACUUUUUACAGUUGCGGGUGAUUUUUUUAAAUAAGUAAUGAUGAGAAAAAAACAAACAUGGUUCCAACUAAAUAUUUUAUAAUAUUUAAAUACUGAUAUUGUAGAUAUUUUAAACCUUUUACUUUUUAAUACUUAAAAUGCACAUUCUCACAUUACAACGUUUUUUAUCACGCCCUACUGUAUAUACACACAAAACCUAAAAAGCUACUGGAAUUGGUUUUAAGGAACUCUUUGUUGAAGAAAGUUUUGGGGAACGUCAGCGAGUAGAAAUGAACACAGCUUUGAAAAUAAGCCCCUGUCUACUCUAUCUAUUUAGCUUGUAAUGCGGCUCAUAUCAGGGUAUAACGUUGCAUUGUUCUUCACCAAGGAGGGGGAUUUCCAAGGUAAUGAUACUGUUGAGACAAUAUGGUUAACCUCACUUUCAUUGCAUUUGCUGCUUUUCUUUAUGGGACUAACCAUUUUUCUAAUUUCCCCUUCAGCGUAUAGUCUGUGUUCUAGAGCAAGAUGACUUAAAGGCAGUGUAUUAGUACUUAGAUGCUCUUGCAAUAGUGAAUUUAGGUACCAGAAUACGUUCAUUUUGUUCUCUCUAUACUGUACUGUACAUUUUUUUUCAAUGCCUCGAAGUGCCCGUGUUGACUAUUCAAGGGCAUUGAUUAAAAGAAAAGAAAAAGACGUAGCUGUCUGAAAGAUUUCUCUUAUUUUGCACAUCAGAUUGUGGCGUUUUUCAUACAGAAGAAGUGAAGAAGCAGUGGGGGGCUGCAUCAAAUGUCAAUUGGUUUGACAGGAAUGAUAUCACUUUGAUAUGAGAAGUGACUGCCUUGCCACUCUGGAGCUUUUCUGUCUGUAAAAUCAAAGCCGCUAAUCAUGAUUUCCCCCUCCCCCCAUUGUAUCAAAAGACAUGAAAUGAGGGGACUGUGAAUGCUAGGUACAUGUUUAUUUUUGAAAUUCUACAUGUGUCAUCUGAUCAGUGUUCUUUGUCAUUUUUGUAAAGAAAAAACAUCAUUUUAUUUUAUUUAUUUUUUGUUUAAUAUUCUGUGGAUUUGUCAUGUAUUUUAUAUUUGUUCCACUAUCUGCAAUGUUUCUUACUGUUAAUAAAACAGAGCCAUUCA
Molecule: messenger RNA, 7404 nt
Organism: Gymnodraco acuticeps
Lineage: Eukaryota; Metazoa; Chordata; Actinopteri; Perciformes; Bathydraconidae
Gene: cep170aa
Product: centrosomal protein 170Aa
Cellular component (GO): centriole
Molecular function (GO): protein binding
Source: RefSeq, a predicted model, not a curated record